Messenger RNA from Cantharellus anzutake, 732 nucleotides. RefSeq lists its product as uncharacterized. The record is from RefSeq and is a predicted model, not a curated record. The coding region runs from base 1 to 732 and encodes 243 amino acids. The transcript has 9 exons. NCBI's taxonomy places the organism in Eukaryota, Fungi, Basidiomycota, Agaricomycetes, Cantharellales, Hydnaceae.
AUGUUUGUUGUUUCGUCUUCCCGCUAUUCUCUCGCGUUCCGGGAACGCAUUUUUUGCCGCCACGGUGGCAAUAACUCUACUUCGGACCCUCAAGAUUUCGCGCGCCAAAAUCUGGUAGCGUACAUCCCACCAGCGAGCAAUGGUGGCAGUCAGCUUGAUUCCUCAGCUGGAAAAGGCGAGCCAUUGAACAUAAUUAUCUCAGGACUGUCGGCCCCCGAAGUCCUUUCAAAUUCGGGUCUGAUCCAAUGGGCAAAUUCCAUCGGAUUUGCGAAAGAAUGCUUAGGCUUUCAUAUCGGUAAUCCGCAAACAGCGAAUUUAGGCGACGGUCGAGGAUGGGUGAAUGAGACGGCAGUCAUUCGUGCGGAUUACAUGAACCCUUUGCUUGGCACUUGCCUGGAGAGUUUGACUGGAGGGAAUCACUUCAGGUUCUGGCAACAAGUGACAACCAACGCGUUUUUCCUAGCAGCAUCUGUUGAAAAGAAUUCAAGUGACCAUCAUGAUAUUGUUCCGAACGGAUAUGAUUUGGGGAGAGAUCAAAUCGUUUCCGCAGCCACCUCCGGCCCGACUACUUUUGGCCUUUUGAGGUACACCACGACGGUGGGAUGGGUGAAUGGGUUGUUACAACCAGGUUCCCAAGGAAUCAAUCAUGACAUCUCUAUUGAUGGCAAGGUUGCAGUGCUGACUAUCGUAACACAGAAAAUACCCCAUCCCAUCCCGUUGAUGGCGCAUUAG